Messenger RNA from Hippocampus zosterae (dwarf seahorse), 640 nucleotides. It is a transcript of the gene uqcc4, whose product is annotated as protein ccsmst1. Bases 127 to 567 code for a protein of 146 amino acids. The transcript has 2 exons. The record is from RefSeq and is a predicted model, not a curated record. NCBI's taxonomy places the organism in Eukaryota, Metazoa, Chordata, Actinopteri, Syngnathiformes, Syngnathidae.
GGUGUCGGAAUGAUAUCUCGGUCGUACAACUUUAUUACAUGAACUCUGUGGUAAGGAUACGCAAACGGUUCGCUUUUAUCGACCUCUGCGUCCUAAAAUGAUCAUUUGCACACGCCGUAUGCUACAAUGGCUCACGUUUUCACAGUUUUGAAUAGCAGAACUUUCAGUCGUGGGACGUCAAUGUUAGGUCGUCACAUUAAUGCGAGCAUGAGACAUCUAUCAUCAAAUCACGUUUUUGUCAGCAGUGUGCGGCCUCUUACCGUGAGCCAUCAUUUGCUCACCAAGCCGAAUAAACCUGGACAAGAUGUCCAGGAGGAGACGACUACUGAGCCCAUCCGCUUCUCCACCAGCAAGGCCAGUCACAGGGCGUGGAAGGUGGAGCGCUCCAUGGGGAGCCAGCACCAACGCCCCUUGUGGAAAGUGGUCCCCCUCAGUGUCAUCGCCGUGGCCUUCCUGCUGUGGUGCGCCUUGAGGGAUGAGUCGGACAUUGAUGAGCGGUUGGACAAAGAACUUUACCAGCAUUUACCCGGAUUGCUCUCCAAUCAAGAAAACGAGGAAAAGAAAUGACAUUUGGAAUGUGUGUACACUGUCUUACAAUAGCAACCGGGACAAAUGGCAACCACCAAUGUGGACUUAAAAC